This is a messenger RNA of Auxenochlorella protothecoides, 558 nucleotides long. RefSeq names its product Glycosyltransferase-like protein gnt14. The record is from RefSeq and is a predicted model, not a curated record. Lineage: Eukaryota; Viridiplantae; Chlorophyta; Trebouxiophyceae; Chlorellales; Chlorellaceae. The transcript is spliced from 6 exons. Gene Ontology annotation, molecular function: xylosyltransferase activity; glucuronosyltransferase activity. Gene Ontology annotation, biological process: protein O-linked glycosylation via mannose. The coding region runs from base 1 to 558 and encodes 185 amino acids.
AUGGAAGCGGAAGGCAGCUGCAUGCUGGACCUCACCCUGGUGGUACAAGAUUUCGACGAUGUGGUAGAGGCAGACUACUACACCUUCAACGCAGCCCGGAACCAAGCCCUCCGGCUGGCCUUGACUGAGGCUGUGCUGCUGUUGGACGUUGACUUCAUCUUGUCAGCCUCUUUCCUUGAGGAGCUGCGCUCCCCUAACGCCUAUGAUAGCCUCAUCUCUCACCUGCAUCAGCACCGCCUCCUCAUCAUCCCAGCCUUUGAGACCAACACUGACGAGGAGGACGGGGAGAUGCUGGCUAAAUCUCUGGUGGCAGAGGGCAAGGAUGCUGCGGUGGACGCGUUUCUGUCAAACGAGACAGAUGUCUUCCAGAGGAGGUGGUUUCCUGCAGGCCAUGCCUCUGAUAAGACCCUGGAGUGGAUCGAUAGCAGCCAAAUCUUCAGCACGGAAUACACAGAGAACUACGAGCCAUAUGUGGUGAUUCUGCGAAAGGAUGUCGUAUGGUAUGACGAGCGCUUCAGAGGAUACAAAGCAUCCUUCAACAGGCCAGUGUCGAGGUGA